AUGCCCGGCGACGCCUCCUCGCCGACCUCCACGGCGGCCGCGGCGCUGGCGCAGGCCGAGGCCGACCUCUCCGCGGGCCGCCUCCGCGCCGCGCAGAGGCAGGCCCGCCGCGCCGCCCGCCUCGACCCGGGCUCCGCAGUCGCCUCCGUCCUCCUCGCCGCCACCUCCGUCCUCCUGGCCGACGCCGGCUCCCCCCGCGCCACCCUCCUCCUCCCCGAGGACCCCAAGUCCUCCCUCGCCAGCGACCCCGACGCCAUCCGGCGCCACUACAAGUCCCUCUCCAGAUCCCUCCGCCCCGGCGACGGCGCCUCCUCCUACCCCGCCGCCGCCGCCGCGGCGCAGGAGGCGCUCCGCCGCGCGGCCGACGCCUACGCCGCGCUCAAGGAGGAGCGGGAGGCGCCGCCCCCGCCGCCCACCUUCUGGACGGCCUGCGCCGGCUGCCGCCUCCUCCACGAGUUCGACCGGCAGUACGUGGGCUUCCGCCUCACAUGCCCCUCCUGCCGCCGGUCGUUCCUCGCCGCCGAGGUGCCCCCUCCUCCGCCGCCCAAGAAGCACAAGCCGGAGAAGACGCUCGCCGAGAUGCAGCUCCAGCUCGCCAAGAGGAAAGGGAAAGACCAGAGGGCCGCACAGAGCUCAUCCAGUGACGAUUCUGACGAGCAGUCGGAACUGGAGGUGCCCGAGGAGGAGCCGGAUAGCUAUCACUCGGGGCAGAUGGCUGUGGAGGACUCUGACUUCUACAACUUCGACGCCGACCGCAUGGAGAAAUGCUUCAAGAGAGGCCAGGUGUGGGCAUUGUAUGGGGACGACGAUGGCAUGCCGCGGCACUAUGCGCUGGUGGAGACGGCAUUGCCGGGCAGGCAGUUCCGUGCCCAGAUACGGUGGCUGGAGCACCAGCCUGAUGGGAAGGAGGGCAAGCCAUGUGGGGCGUUCAAGGUUGGGAGAGAAGUCACGGUGCACUCGGUGAACGUCUUCUCGCAUCUUGUCGCCUGCGAGAAGGUGGCGAGGGAGGCGUAUCGUGUUUACCCCAAAAAGGGUUCGGUCUGGGCGCUCUAUGCCGGAGAGUACAUCGACACCGGGAGGCCCAAGUAUGACUUUGUGGUGUUCCUCAGUGGGUACAGUGAAGUGCACGGCAUCAGCUUCGGCUACCUGGAGAAGGUGGAGGGUUUCAGGAGCAUCUUCACCCGCCGCGAGAUUGGUGUCCGUGCCGUUCAGUACCUCCGGGAGGGCGAUGUUGGGUUGCUUUCGCAUCAGACACCGGCGAGGAAAGUCUCCAAGGGUGAAGCCUCGACACUGCCUCCUGGUGAUUGCUGGGAGCUUGACCCUGCAUCCUUGCCUGCUGAAUUGCUGCACGCCUGA
Triticum turgidum subsp. durum (durum wheat) is the source of this 1356-nucleotide messenger RNA. Lineage: Eukaryota; Viridiplantae; Streptophyta; Magnoliopsida; Poales; Poaceae. The record is from the annotation of a GenBank genome assembly.